AUGGCACCAUUCGGCACGAUCUACUCCUACUCGCCUAGCCCCCGGGUCAUGAAGGCCCAGGCGGCGGCCAACCUCAAUGGCCUGGAUAUCUCCGUCCCAGAGUUCGCAAUGGGCAAGACCAACCGCACCGACGACUUUCUCGCCAAGUUCCCCUUCGGCAAAGUCCCGACCUUCGAAGGCGCUGACGGCACGAACCUAUUCGAGUCGGACGCCAUGGCGGAGUUUAUCGCCCUGAGCGGCCCGGCAGCGGGCCAGCUGAUGGGCAACACACCCGCCGAGAAGGCCACGAUCCGACAGUGGAUCUGCUUUGCGCAGGGCGAGGUGCUGGACGUGGUGACGCAGCUGGCGCUGUGGCGGAUCAAGCUGAAGCCCUACGACGAAGCUACCGAGACCAAUGCCCUGCAGCGCAUUGAGCGCUCGCUUGCCUUCCUGGAGACCCACCUCAAGGGCCGGACGUGGUUGGCCGGUGAGGGUAAGAUUAGCAUGGCCGAUAUCACGGUCGCUUCUUCGCUGGUCUGGGGCUUCUCUUUGGCCAUCGAUGCCGAGAUGCGCGCCAAGUGCCCGCUUGUCGUGGCAUGGUAUGAGCGUGUCCUUGCCGCUGAUGGCGUCAAGGAGGCCUUUGGCGAGAAGAACUUCAUUGAGAAGCGUCAGCCUUACGAGGGUUAG
Molecule: messenger RNA, 666 nt
Organism: Penicillium lagena
Lineage: Eukaryota; Fungi; Ascomycota; Eurotiomycetes; Eurotiales; Aspergillaceae
Product: glutathione S-transferase family protein
Exons: 2
Coding region: 1-666 (221 amino acids)
Biological process (GO): translational elongation
Cellular component (GO): nucleus; cytoplasm
Source: RefSeq, a predicted model, not a curated record